Laetiporus sulphureus 93-53 is the source of this 1452-nucleotide messenger RNA. RefSeq names its product aldehyde dehydrogenase. NCBI's taxonomy places the organism in Eukaryota, Fungi, Basidiomycota, Agaricomycetes, Polyporales, Laetiporaceae. The coding region runs from base 1 to 1452 and encodes 483 amino acids. Gene Ontology annotation, biological process: aldehyde metabolic process. The transcript has 10 exons. Gene Ontology annotation, molecular function: aldehyde dehydrogenase (NAD+) activity. Gene Ontology annotation, cellular component: cytoplasm. The record is from RefSeq and is a predicted model, not a curated record.
AUGGUGACGAACGGCUCCGCGUCCUUGCGAUACCACACGUUCGAUGAACUUGAUGAGAUCUAUGCAAGGCUGCGGAAGACGUUCCAGGCGGGGACGACUCGACCUCUAGCCUAUCGCCGCCGGCAGCUUCUGCAGCUCGCCCGUCUCAUUCAGGACAAUGCGUCUGCAAUGCAGGACGCGGUUUUCGAGGAUCUCGCCAGGGCGAGGCAGGAAACGGUGGUAUCUGAGCUCGGUUCGGUCAUCGCGCAGUGCCUGUACGCCGCGGAGCACCUCGAGGAGUGGGCGAAACCAAAGGAAGUACAGGGAGAGGCCUGGCGCAGUCAUUGGAACCCGACCACGUACAAAGUGCCGAAGGGCGUGGUGCUUAUCAUUGGGCCUUGGAACUACCCGUACAUCCUCACGCUCGGUCCUCUGGUUGGUGCGCUCGCCGCCGGGUGUCCUUGCGUGGUAAAGGGAUCGGAGCUUGCGCCAACGGUCGCGCAACUGCUCACCGAUCUCUUUCCCAGGUAUCUCGAUCCAAACGCUUACGUCUUCGUGAACGGAGCCAUCCCGGAGACGACCCACCUGCUCAGUUCGAGAUGGGACCAUAUAAUGUUUACCGGCGGCGGCAAGGCAGGGCGCAUCGUCUCCGCGGCUGCGGCGAAGCACGUCACUCCCGUGACGCUCGAGCUCGGGGGCAAGUCGCCCGUGGUCAUCGCUGAAGACGCCGACAUCGAGCUGGCCGCGAAGCGUAUCCUCUGGGGCAAGCUGCAGAACUCUGGACAGCUAUGCGUCUCUCCAGACCACAUUUACGUUCCUCGAUCCAAACAAGAUGCGUUAAUCGCAGCGCUCCUCAAGAUGUACAACAUGUUCUGGCCCAAUGGGCCUUUUCACGAAGACGCACAGUGGGGCAAGAUCAUCAAUCCCACAUACCACGCACGCCUCAAGUCGCUUUUGGACCGCACGAAGGGCGAUAUCGUGAUCGGCGGGUACUACGACGGCGAUCGCAGGAUCGCCCCGACCAUCGUCAAGAACGUCACGCUAGACGAUGCGCUGAUGGAAGAGUGCCGAAGCGAACUCUUCGGGCCGAUUUUGCCCAUCAAUGCGGUGGAAGACCUGGAUGAGGCGAUUCGGUUGGUGAAUAGACAACCAACGCCUUUAGCACUCUAUGCCUUCACGAACAGUAAGGACACGGAAGAGAAACUACUGGAAAGCACGAAGAGCGGUGCUCUGGUCGUGAAUGACACCUUCAGUCAUCUAGCCGUCUAUGAGAUGCCAUUUGGUGGGCAAGGUGAUUCAGGAUAUGGCUCCUGGUAUGGCAAAGCCAGCUUCGACACCUUCACGCACCUGCGAGGCUUCGUGCAUGUUCUAAACGCCGGCGAGCCACACAUGGCGAAUCGGUACCCUCCGUACACAGACGCGAAGUACGAUGCGAUGUCGGGCGGUAUUAAUGUGAAGAUCCCAGACAACUGA